AUGGCCGCCGCGGUGCUGCUGGGCUGCGCCGCCAUCGCGCUCGGGCCCGCGGCCGCGCUCGUGCUGCUCACGGUGGCGGCGGAGCCGCUGCUCCUCAUCGUGCUGCUGGCGGGGGCGUUUUUCUGGCUGCUGUCGCUGCUGGCGGCCUCGCUGCUCUGGUCCGUGUGGGUGCAGCUCAGCGGGCGGGAGGACGCGGCGCUGCUGCCGCUCGGAGCCGCCGCCGCGGUGCUGCUGCAGGAGCUCUGCCGCUUCGCCUGCUUCAAAAUGCUCAAGAAAGCCGAUGCAGGGCUGGCCACCCUCAGCAAGGACGGGCGCUCCCCGCUGUCCCUGCGGCGCACGGCUUACGUGUCUGGGCUCUCCUUUGGCACCAUCAGUGGCCUCUUCUCCAUCACCAACAUCCUGGCGGACUCUGCGGGGCCGGGCACUGUUGGGAUCCAUGGGGACUCCCCGUACUUCUUCAUCACCUCUGCCUUCCUCACCAUGGCCUUGGUUCUGCUCCACACCUUUUGGGGCAUCAUCUUCUUCGACGCCUGUGAGCGGCGCCGCGCCGGGGGCCUGGGGCUGGUGGUGGGCAGCCACCUGCUCACCUCGGGGCUGACCUUCCUGAACCCGUGGUACGAGGCCAGCCUGGGCCCCAUCCUCAUCCUCACGCUCUGCACUGGCCUCUGGGCCUUCAGCACCGCCGGUGGCUCCUUCCACAACGUCCUCAAGUGCCUCUCAUGUAAGCAGGAGCCUGAGGGCCAGGCCGUGCUCUACUCGGCGCUGCAGGUGCCUCCUGAGGGCUGAGGGAGCCGUGGCCCCACAGCCAGACCCUCCUGUGAAAGCCUUCACCCCUCCUGCUGCAGCGGGAUUUGUGUCUGCCCAGUUCCUGGGGGCCUUUGGGG
This is a messenger RNA of Melospiza georgiana, 884 nucleotides long. RefSeq names its product aph-1 homolog A, gamma-secretase subunit (gene APH1A). Bases 1 to 786 code for a protein of 261 amino acids. Lineage: Eukaryota; Metazoa; Chordata; Aves; Passeriformes; Passerellidae. Gene Ontology annotation, molecular function: protein-macromolecule adaptor activity. Gene Ontology annotation, biological process: protein processing; Notch receptor processing; Notch signaling pathway. The record is from RefSeq and is a predicted model, not a curated record. Gene Ontology annotation, cellular component: gamma-secretase complex; membrane; endoplasmic reticulum. The transcript is spliced from 7 exons.